GUUAUGGCGACUGGCGAUCUCGUCCACGCUCUCAACUCCGCCAUCGAUCGCGAGUUCGCGGAGCCGCGGCGGAUCAAGGUGUCCCACGUCUUCUCGGCCGAGUCGGACCCUGCCAAGCGGGCUUUCAUCAAGAAGAUGUUUCCGCGGUGCAACUACGUGUUCGGUGACAUGACGAAGUUGGGGCCCAUGGGUGCGCUCGUGACCAACUACGUGCAUGACGGCGAGGACGCCGUGCCCAGGAACGUGGACAUUCUCAUCGUGGGCUUCCCGUGCGACGACGUGUCUCUCAAGAGCCAUGCAGCUCGGAGCGGCGCGAACGAUUCGGUCGUGGACGAUGCAUCUGCCAGGACGGGCUCCUGCUUCGAAGGCAUCAUCGAGUACGUGCUGAACAGCGGGUGCAAGUUGGUGGUGUUGGAAAACGCAUGGGGCCUCUACGCCACGGGCAACUUGGCCCAGUGUCAGCGGAAGCUCCAUGCGGCUGGCUUCUUCGCCAGGGUGUACCUCCUGAACCCGUCCAAGCAUUUUGGGUGGCCGCAGCACAGGCCUCGUUUCUGGUUCGUGUGCAUCAAGAGGACCGCUGCCCCUAUCGGCAUUCCUGACAGCGCCGUCUUCGCGAAGGUCGACGAGUUGAUGGCCCGCUUCGCGAAGGACCAUGCCAGGGUCGAGCUGAGCAACGUCAUCUUCCCCGAUAGCAACAGGAAGGUUCGCACAUAUUUGGAGACCGGCCCCACUACGCCACCAGACCGCAGGCCGAUCGUGAGGACUCCGCGGCGCCCAGUCAAGAAGGCGCGCGGGGGAGAUCCUCUUGCUGGCGCUGCAGUUCUCCCGAGGUGGGUUGACGACCACAUCUCUCGGUGCGCCAACGCUGGGACGGAUGAUUGGUGGAAGCCGAGCAUGCCGGACAGGGAGACGCUCGGCAUGCUUCCUGGACUGCAGAGGCUCUCUGCCCGCCAGUUCGACGUCCUCCAGCAGCACGGCGUCGAGGUGCCGUGGGCCGGGGGCGACGCCAAGCUGAUCGACCUCAGCCAGUGCACCCAGUUCUGCGAGGCGCCCGGGGCCAGGGUCGGGGCGCGGGAGGGUUGA
Prorocentrum cordatum is the source of this 1083-nucleotide messenger RNA. The record is from the annotation of a GenBank genome assembly. NCBI's taxonomy places the organism in Eukaryota, Dinophyceae, Prorocentrales, Prorocentraceae.